Sciurus carolinensis (gray squirrel) is the source of this 1566-nucleotide messenger RNA. It is a transcript of the gene Cldn14, whose product is annotated as claudin 14. The transcript has 4 exons. Gene Ontology annotation, biological process: bicellular tight junction assembly; cell adhesion. The record is from RefSeq and is a predicted model, not a curated record. Gene Ontology annotation, molecular function: structural molecule activity. NCBI's taxonomy places the organism in Eukaryota, Metazoa, Chordata, Mammalia, Rodentia, Sciuridae. Gene Ontology annotation, cellular component: plasma membrane; bicellular tight junction. The coding region runs from base 604 to 1308 and encodes 234 amino acids.
AGCUGAAACUAGGUGUGCCACAAACCUGAGAUUGUGGGGGAAGCUUUGAGAAACUUCUGUGCAGGAGCAGGCUGGACACCAGCAGAAAAUCCAAGAGCCCAGAAAGGACAAGUAUCGUGAGGCCCAGUGGAAAGAAAGGGAUCCCACUGGUGGUGAGGGCAAGUCACCGAGAGAGCCACCCAUCCAGGCAAAAGUCAGGAGCCGGUGGCACCUGGGCAAGAGGUCGAGUAAGAUGUUCAAGAGGAUCCCCCAAUGGGCAUUCAGAUGUAGUACUGGACUGGACUGGGGACACAUCAACAAGGGGACUCAAAUGGGGUUCCAUGAGAACACGGACCUGUUCGCAGAUGCAUUCCUCGCUGUCCCCCUUACUAGUGCUGGCACAUAGAGCUACAAGGCCCAACGAUCUGGAUACAGGCCAAGAAGUCAAGGACUGUUGAAGCCACAGUCUCCACUCUUCUACUGACACCACCGACCACCCAGCCCAGUCAAACCAUAUGGCCUCUUGUUUUCCUGAUGUAUGAGGACUCCUGCAGGGGCCUGAGGCGCGGCGCGAUCCCAGGGCACCAGGGCACUGCCUGGCAGGGCUAGGCGGGCACGGCGGACAUGGCCAGCACCGCUGUGCAGCUCCUGGGCUUCCUGCUCAGCUUCCUGGGCAUGGUGGGCACGCUCAUCACCACCCUGCUGCCACACUGGCGGCGGACGGCACACGUGGGCACCAACAUCCUGACGGCGGUGUCCUACCUGAAGGGGCUCUGGAUGGAGUGCGUGUGGCACAGCACGGGCAUCUACCAGUGCCAGCUCUACCGGUCGCUGCUGGCGCUGCCUCGGGACCUGCAGGCGGCCAGGGCCCUCAUGGUCAUCUCCUGCCUGCUGUCCGGCAUGGCCUGCGCGUGUGCCGUGGUGGGCAUGAAGUGCACCCGCUGUGCCAAGGGCACGCCCGCCAAGACCACCUUCGCGGUGCUGGGGGGCGUGCUCUUCCUGCUGGCUGGCCUCCUCUGCAUGGUGGCCGUUGCCUGGACCACCAACGACGUGGUUCAGAACUUCUACAACCCGCUGCUGCCCAGCGGCAUGAAGUUCGAGCUUGGGCAGGCCCUGUAUCUGGGCUUCAUCUCCUCGUCCCUGUCGCUCAUUGGGGGCACCCUGCUCUGCCUGUCCUGCCAGGAGGAGGCCCCCUACAGGCCCUACCAGGGCCAGCCCCGGGCUGCCACCGCACCCGCCUACCGGCCACCAGAUGCCUACAAAGACAACCGGGCCCCCUCGGUGACCUCGGCAACCCACAGCGGGUACAGGCUGAAUGAUUAUGUGUGAGUCCCCCGGGGCCGUCCCUCCCCCGGCCACCGUCAGGGCUGCUGGCCCGAGUGACUGCUGAUGGAUGCAGGGGUCCAGCAGGGAGUCUAUUUCCGGGUUAUUUUGUAUCUACAGGAUGUGCCUAGGACACAGGGAAGGAGGGAGAAGAGGAGAAAGCCCCGUGUACCAAAGAUGUUUUAAAAACCCUCGCUGUUUUUUCUAUUUAUUAUAUGUAUUUAUGUGGGUGAUUUAAUAAGAGCUAAAUAAAAAGAGACCCGG